Diceros bicornis minor is the source of this 952-nucleotide messenger RNA. RefSeq names its product olfactory receptor 10V1-like. The transcript has a single exon. Gene Ontology annotation, molecular function: G protein-coupled receptor activity; olfactory receptor activity. NCBI's taxonomy places the organism in Eukaryota, Metazoa, Chordata, Mammalia, Perissodactyla, Rhinocerotidae. Gene Ontology annotation, cellular component: membrane. Bases 1 to 939 code for a protein of 312 amino acids. Gene Ontology annotation, biological process: G protein-coupled receptor signaling pathway. The record is from RefSeq and is a predicted model, not a curated record.
AUGGGGGAUGAAAACCAAACCAUAGAGAUCCAGUUCCACUUUCACCCAUUUUCACCCAUCCUGGAGGUACAAAUGUUUCUUUUUGUGGCUUUUCUGCUCAUGUAUACUGGCAGUCUCAUUGGUAAUGCCACAAUCUUUCUCACUGUCUGGGCAGAGCGUUCGCUCCACAGUCCCAUGUAUUUCUUUUUGGCCAACCUGGCGGUUCUGGAGAUCUUUUACUCUUCCACAGUUGCUCCUCUGGCUUUGGUCAACCUCCUGACCAUGGGGAGAAUACCCAUCUCUUUCACUGGCUGUGGCACACAGAUGUUCUUCUUUGUCUUUCUGGGCAGUGCUGACUGUAUCCUCUUGGGGAUCAUGGCUUAUGAUCGGUUUGUAGCUGUCCGGGAUCCCUUGCAUUACACCCUCAUCAUGAGAUGGCAGCUGUGCGCCCAGCUGGCUAUAGGAGUUCUGGUCCUUGGUUUCAUUCCAGCUUUACAACUGACAGUUCUGAUUUUCCAUCUGCCAUUUUGUGGCCACAAUAAAAUCACUCACUUCUACUGUGAUGUACUCCCUAUCUUGCGGUUGGCAUGUGGAGAUACUCGAAUGCAAGAAGCCAUGAUCUUCAUGGCCAGUGUCCUCGUCCUUACCAUUCCCUUUUCACUGAUCUCCAUCUCAUACAUCUUCAUUGUGGCUGCCAUUUUGAAGAUACACUCAGCAGAGGGAUGGCACAAAGCCUUCUCCACCUGCUCUUCUCAUGUGACUGUGGUUCUCCUCCAAUAUGGCUGCUGUAGCCUUAUCUAUUUACGCCCCAGCUCUAGCUACAACCCAGAAGUGGGCUGUGUGGUGUCUGUUGUCUACACCUUUGUCACCCCUGUCUUGAAUCCCUUGAUCUAUAGUAUGAGAAACAAGGAGCUGAAAGAUGCACUAAAUAAGGUAAUGAAAAGACAUUUACUAAACUAGGAAAUGUGAGAGU